AUCUGUGGGGUCAGUUGAUCGGGCAAAACACGGCAGUAGCUCAAGCAGAGAGGAAACAUGGAGCAUCAGCAGGUUGAUAGAGUGGGCCUCCUGUCUCCGCUGGAGGAGUCCAGUGCUGAGAUCAGCAGAGACAGCGGCAUCGUCUCCCAAAGUGCGAGCAGUUUGUCCAUGGUGAGCGAAAUCCUCAGCAGCGGCACCGUGUCGCAGAGCCCCAGCUUCGGGGCGAACGCAGCUAACAUAGUUAUCUCCCAAAGCCCGAGCCUUGACGAGGCAGCAGAGCCCGGGACGACGAGCCAACAACAGUCGGAGGAGCAGGACGACGAGCUCCUGCGACACACGGCGCUCAGCUACUCGUCCUACAUCAGGUCAACAGCCGGAGAAGAGAUCAUGUGCCUGGAGAAGAGCCUGGAAGAAAUGCUGACGAGAGUAGAUGAAUUUGUUGGAAUGCUGGAUAUGAUCCGUAACGAUACCUCCCAGAUAGUGAACGAAAACCUACCUCAAAUCCAGCAGAAGUCUGAUGAAAUGAGACAAAUAUACAGGAAAAUUGAUAAGUUAGAGUCCUUCGUGAAGAUGGUGGGCGCUAAUGUCAAUGCCAUGGAGGAGCAAGUCAUGCAGGCAGAGGGAGAACUCGGAACACUACCGAGUGCUUUCAAAAAGAUCCUUCGCAUCCCAGGCUUCUUACAUAAACCAGCCAGCCCGAGAAGAUCAACACCACAUCAGCGUCAAGAUAUCCCCAGUGUGUUCCGGACAGAUGAUUAUUUCAUAUCACAGCCAGAGCAAUGACACACCUCAACACUGGACACAAAACUUGGUUCUAACCACAGAGGCCUGUGUGGGUGAAAGUAUAGAGACAACUUUUACUGCCAUCCAUUGCGAGAGGAUCUGUUGAUGCAGUGGCCUCAACAAAGCAAUAGUAGCCUAUCUGAACAAGUCACUGGAAGCGAGAGAGUGUGAAGACACUGCACUUUUGAGUGUUGUUUCCCUGGCAGCAACAAGCACUGAACUGAGCAAAAGUAGUUUGAAAUGUGCCUCAAUGGGUCUUAUACCCUGUCGGUCCUUAUUUCACUAAUUGUGAAGAGAACAAUGUGUGUUGUUAAGUGUGACAAGAGGACAGAGUCAUCCCACUGUAAAGAAGGUACAAUAGGAAAUGCUGUUAAGAUCUUAAGAUAUAAUACAUGAAGGAUGAACCCAGCCUUUUUAUAAAUUACAUUCCUAUUACCAGUAUUUGUAAAAAAUUGACAUGCUCUAAUGAAUCAAGCCCUAUUUUUUAGCAUCUUAUCGCUUUCCCCCAAGCAAUAUUUACUUUCACCUGUAUUUGUCUUCCACUUUAAGAUAUUCACCCUAUUGCUAACCUGAUACUACUAACCUUUGAUGACAGCUGUCCUGCUGAUACAAAGCUACAUUUUUAAAUGGCACCUUUCCUCAAAAAAGAAAAAGCACACUAUUGAUGCUGUAUGUUAGAUUUACAAGCCAGACCAUCUGAUUUCUCAAAGUUUGGGCCAGUUGAGAUGGAGUGAGUUUUAUACCAAAAACUGGAGGAAAGCUGGAUCUCAUCCUUCAAAGAAAACCACACCUUUAGAGAUGUGAUAUAGCCCUUUCACUUUCAACAAAUAAUAUUGGGCAGAGCAGUGAUAAAUCAUUUGAUUCAUAAUUUUGCCAAAACUUUGAAAUAAAUGUUUCAUUUUAA
Molecule: messenger RNA, 1687 nt
Organism: Solea senegalensis (Senegalese sole)
Lineage: Eukaryota; Metazoa; Chordata; Actinopteri; Pleuronectiformes; Soleidae
Gene: bloc1s4
Product: biogenesis of lysosomal organelles complex-1, subunit 4, cappuccino
Exons: 5
Coding region: 58-783 (241 amino acids)
Cellular component (GO): BLOC-1 complex
Source: RefSeq, a predicted model, not a curated record